CUGGGUGUAGUCACAUGACUAGUAGUCCUCGGAGUUGUAGAAGUUCUCGUUAGUCUUGGUGUGUCCUGAAGAGAAGACAUGGCGUAUCCCGGGCUGCUCGUCCCUAUCAUCGUCAUGACUGUGUUCUGGGGCAUUGUGGGCGCCGUGCUGCCGUGGUUUGUCCCUAAAGGACCGAACCGAGGGGUCAUUAAUACAAUGCUGGUGACAUGUGCCGUGUGCUGCUAUUUGUUCUGGCUCAUUGCAAUACUGGCCCAGUUAAAUCCGUUAUUUGGACCUCAGCUUAGUUCUGAAGUUGUCUAUUACCUGAAGAACCAUUGGCCUUAAACCAGUCACCUUAUCAAG
This is a messenger RNA of Hyla sarda, 342 nucleotides long. It is a transcript of the gene ATP6V0E1, whose product is annotated as ATPase H+ transporting V0 subunit e1. NCBI's taxonomy places the organism in Eukaryota, Metazoa, Chordata, Amphibia, Anura, Hylidae. Bases 79 to 324 code for a protein of 81 amino acids. The transcript has 3 exons. Gene Ontology annotation, biological process: proton transmembrane transport. The record is from RefSeq and is a predicted model, not a curated record. Gene Ontology annotation, cellular component: proton-transporting V-type ATPase, V0 domain. Gene Ontology annotation, molecular function: proton-transporting ATPase activity, rotational mechanism.